Messenger RNA from Salvia splendens (bonfire salvia), 1495 nucleotides. RefSeq lists its product as uncharacterized. Lineage: Eukaryota; Viridiplantae; Streptophyta; Magnoliopsida; Lamiales; Lamiaceae. The record is from RefSeq and is a predicted model, not a curated record. The coding region runs from base 481 to 1326 and encodes 281 amino acids. The transcript is spliced from 7 exons.
AUGGAGGACGGGACGGUAUAAAACAGGAGGCUAUCAAGGAAGGCAGAGUACAUUCGUAUUUCUGUGUUGUUCUCUCUCUCUGGUUUCUCUCUCAUAACUCAUAAGUUGGGAGUAAUUGAUUGGAAAUUGUGAGCUCACGGAGCUGUGUAAUCUGGGGAAUUUUUGAGAGAUUUGAGAUCGGUAUCGUGGAUUUGAAGAUCGCAAUCGAUUUAAGAAACCUCGGAAUUCUUCUUGUUUCUCUGCUGAAAGCGCUAUUUUAAGCACUGGAUUCUGCUUGAUUUUUUAGGCGUAUGUGACGUCAAUUCAUUCAAUCUAAAGUUUCUCUAGAGUUUCAGUCUGCUAGCAUCCAAAUUGGGAGACCAAGAUUUGGAGGACUCCGGCUUCACUGAAUUUUUUUCAGAUUUUAUCGGCAGAGAUUUUAGGUUAAAGUUGAGGAUAGCAGAUUAGCAGAUAUUUUGCAGACGUGAACUAAAGGGGGCGAUGGAGAGGAACAUUACCCACUCCAUCAAUAGAGACGGCUUAUUGCUGAGAUCCGAAUCCAAGUCAGACGCUACGACGUCGUCCGACUUCGUAUUGCAGUGGGGCAACAGAAAAAGGCUUCGCUGCAUGAAGUUCCAGACCAAGGACCACACCAACAACAACGGUUCGGGCCCGGUUCAGCGGCCCACGACCCGGAUCGAUCGGCGGGUCGUCAGGUCGGAUCUCAGCAAGAGAGAAGAUCCGAAUUCGAAUCAGCUGCUCACUGGCAAGAGUAACGGCGGCGGCAACGGUUAUUUGAACCUCCGCCAGCGGGCGGCCUCUCCGGCUCAUCGAAUUUUGAGGAAUUCAGAGACUUCGCCUGGUAUGAGAGGACAUAGCAAAGUAAUAAGGGGAUUGACAUCCCCAGAGAUUGGUGGUACCACCGGCAAUAAUAAUAGUACCCACCUCCACAGUUGUACCAAGAACAAUAAAUCUAGUCAUCACAACGACAACCACUACCAACAUGGCAGCGGAGGUGGUGGCUCCGGGUCAUCCGGGACAGGCCACGAUGAGAAAAAGGGCGUCUCAUCCGACACCACCAUCGUGGCGGUGUGGCCUCCCAAGUUCGUGAUCGCCUUGACGAACAAGGAGAAGGAAGAGGAUUUCAUGGCGAUUAAAGGCUCAAAGCUUCCUCAGCGACCCAAGAAACGAGCCAAGCUUAUCCAGCGCACACUCAACUUGGUUAGUCCAGGUACAUGGUUAUGUGAUCUGACUUUGGAAAGGUAUGAGGUCAGAGAGAAGAAGGUUUCUAAGAAGAGACCUAGAGGGUUGAAGGCGAUGGGAAGCGUGGAAUCGGAUUCAGAGUAGAGUAGAAGGGGAGAUAUUUGUAUGAGGAGAUUCUGAGAAGUUGUUGAGAGGUUUGAGAGAGUUCAGAUUUGUGAAAAUAUUUCCCAAAAUUGUGGUCUUCAAGAUUAAAUUCUUGGGGGUUCAAUAUAAUUAUAAUUAUGAUAUAAGUAUAUCCUUGCUUUUCAAUGAA